Clupea harengus (Atlantic herring) is the source of this 2488-nucleotide messenger RNA. RefSeq names its product high affinity cGMP-specific 3',5'-cyclic phosphodiesterase 9A. The record is from RefSeq and is a predicted model, not a curated record. The coding region runs from base 31 to 1722 and encodes 563 amino acids. Gene Ontology annotation, biological process: signal transduction. Gene Ontology annotation, molecular function: 3',5'-cyclic-nucleotide phosphodiesterase activity. Lineage: Eukaryota; Metazoa; Chordata; Actinopteri; Clupeiformes; Clupeidae. The transcript has 14 exons.
GGAGUGAAGGAGUAGUCCUCUGUUAAAUAGAUGCAGUCGCAGCAGACUCCCAUCAGAGCAGCCGUGACGGGGAGGAGGGGGAUGUCUUCAGCAGCGCAGGAGGAGAUGGCCACUACGGUCAUCUACUUCACCAUCAACGGCAGACCAGAGCAGGCAGAGUUCCCUGUUGACUGCCCUGCACCGGACGUCAAAGACCUGUUCCGCUCUGCUGCCGAGGCUGGUCCCCAUGACAUCCUGAAGCUGUACAACCCCAAGGGCAACAUCGUCAACAUCUCCCCCCAGCUGCCCCCCAACACACCCCAGUCCUCCUACAAGCUGGAGGUGGUGGCGGCGGACUGCAACAGCGACCCGUUAGGUACAGAACUUGCUGUGGCACUCGGAUUUGAUCUGUCCUCCAUGGAAAAAAGGUUGCAGAGUCUGGAGAAGAAGAUUCUGAUCGAGGCCGGGGAGACUCCGACUAUUGUGCACGAGAUGAAGAGACAGGUGGAGUCCUUUAGGGAAAAACUUGAGAGCGUUGAGCAUCUCAGCUGGCUGGGCCUGUUUAAAGAGCUGUCUGACGCGACACACAAGCCUUCUCCUUUCUACCACAAGAGGACCCUGCGCAAGACUCGAGAGGAGUGUGAGCACGUGCGAGACAAGUUCCUCAAGAUGAGUACACUGGAGGUUUCUGAGGAGGUGAGGCAGUAUCUGAAGACUCCAACCUUUGAUAACUGGCAGUGGGAGGAUGCAGAGAUCAUGGUGCUGCUCCAGGUAAUGUAUGUGGACCUGGACUUCAUCUCCACCUUCAACAUCGAGCUGGAGGUGCUGCAGCAGUUCCUCUAUGAGGUCUACCGGCGCUACAACAACAUCCCCUUCCACAACUUCAAACACUGCUUCUGCGUCACACAGAUGAUGUAUGGACUGAUAUGGUUGACGGACCUCAGAAGUAAGAUGGAGAGCAUUGACCUUCUGACCUUGCUGACCUCUGCAGUCUGUCACGACCUGGACCACACUGGAUACAACAAUGCCUACCAGAUUAAUGCGCGUACAGAACUCGCUCUGCGUUAUAAUGACAUCUCACCUCUGGAGAACCACCACUGUGCUGUUGCUUUUGAGAUACUGGAGAAGAAUGAAAAUAACAUCUUCCGAAACAUGACAACAGAUCAGUACAAAAGAAUACGAGAAGGCAUCAUCAGGUGUGUCCUGGCCACAGACAUGACCAGACACAAUGAGAUCCUGAACAAGUUCAAGUCCAUCCUGUCCGUGUUUGACUUCGGCAAUAAGGACCACAGAGAAGUGCUGAUGAUGAUCCUGAUAAAAGUGAGUGACAUCUCCAAUGAGGCUCGGCCCAUGGACGUGGCUGAACCCUGGCUGGACUGCCUGCUGCAGGAGUUCUUCAAUCAGAGUGAUAUGGAGAAGCUUGAAGGACUUCCUGUGUCUCCGUUCAUGGACCGGGACAAAGUGACCAAGCCGUCCUCACAGACCGGCUUCAUCCGAUUCGUCCUCCUGCCCCUCUUCAUGGAGCUGGCCAACCUCUUCCCUUGCCUGGAGCAACAUAUCAUCGACCCGGUGCGGAAGGCCUUGGACUACUACACAGAGAUGGAGAAAGCCCUGGAGAGGGAGAACCUAAACCGGGCCCAGAUCGACAAGACAGGGAAGCCCAAAGAGCCGUCCUCAUCCGAUUCAAAGGCACCAGACACACAAACUGAAGCCGGGUCGAGCCUGAAACCCACUGCAGUGUGACCACAGUGGAAGGACUCUGCUCUCCACUGACAGACACCAGGCUAGAUUCACAGAGUCUUGUAUACAGUAUUUCUAUCUGAAAUAGCAUGUGCAAUAAACUAUAAAAUUCUUUCGCUUCAGAAGAAGAGCAGGAAACUAAACAUGUGAAUAAGGAUAUGAGGAAUAGGCUGACAGACUCACUCUACAUUUCUAGUCAUUUACUUUUUAUUUGUUGUUCUGAGAGCCAAUCAGUUUUUUUUACCCACAGUGACACACAGCACAGUGCAGAAACGUUUUCUUUGUAUUUGUACCAGGUCAGAACUUAAUCCACCAUGUUAGCAUGCCUAGAGUCAUGCGUGUGAGCAGAGCCGUAGCACGUCCCAGUGUAGCGAUAUGAUUACAUCUGCAGGGCCAGGUCUACUUUAGAGUCAGCAGGGGUGUCGGGCUGCAUCAAUCGUGUUUGUUCAGCGUCUCCAUUGGUGUGGUGCGAGUUACAAGGAGCCGUGGAGUGGGUGCUGUUUUUACAGCACCGUUUGUGUCAUAAGAGCAACAAAGUAGUAGAUAGAAUUUCAUACAGUGGCACGGAGUGCAGGGUCCUGGGGCCUAGUAAAUUAAUUAUCAUAACUUGCUUUACAAUCAGGAUCAUCCCCACUGAUGAAUAAAAAAAAUCACUGUGAUACUUUGUAGAGAGACUAUUACUUACACGUGCCAUGUUCUGUUAUGCUUGAUAUGUCUUCGCCCCUGUUCAUUAUAUGCUGUGUUUGGUGCAAUAAACGAUCUAUAUGUA